Erythranthe guttata (spotted monkey flower) is the source of this 1582-nucleotide messenger RNA. RefSeq names its product proline-rich receptor-like protein kinase PERK9. NCBI's taxonomy places the organism in Eukaryota, Viridiplantae, Streptophyta, Magnoliopsida, Lamiales, Phrymaceae. Gene Ontology annotation, biological process: protein phosphorylation. The record is from RefSeq and is a predicted model, not a curated record. Gene Ontology annotation, molecular function: ATP binding; protein kinase activity.
GGCACUGGAGGCACAGUCGCAAUCGCAUUGACACUCGGUUUCCUAUUGCUCGGUAUAUUCGGAGUUGUAGCCUUCUGCGUGUACAAGCGUAAGAAAAAGCCCUCUGGGCAAAAUGGUCAUUACAUCAUGCCAACCUCCAUUACUUCUUCCCCAAAAUCAGAUUCUGGCUUACUGAAAGAAGUGCAGAUAUCAAUACCAAGAGACGGCAGCGGCUUGGGAAACUCGAGGUCGUUCUUCAGCUACGAAGAUCUACUCGAUGCUACUAAUGAUUUUUCGGACCAGAAUUUCUUGGGUGAAGGUGGGUUCGGUUCUGUGUACAAAGGGAUUCUUCCAGAUGGUAGAGAGAUUGCAGUUAAGCAGUUAAAGAUUGGUGGAGGACAAGGUGAAAGGGAAUUUCGAUCGGAAGUCGAAAUAAUAAGCCGUGUACACCAUCGCCAUUUGGUUUCGCUUGUGGGAUUUUGCAUUUCCGAUGAAAGGAGGCUGCUUGUUUACGAUUUUCUCCCUAAUAAUACCCUCUAUUUCCAUCUUCAUGGUGAAGGUAGGCCUGUAAUGGAUUGGGCUACACGUGUGAAGAUAGCUGUGGGUGCAGCUCGAGGGAUAGCUUAUCUUCAUGAAGACUGCCAUCCUCGUAUUAUCCAUAGAGAUAUCAAAUCAUCAAACAUACUUCUCGACAGCAACUUUGAAGCUCGGGUUUCCGAUUUCGGACUUGCUAAAUUAGCUAUGGAAACGAACACACAUAUCACCACACGUGUUAUGGGGACCUUUGGAUACAUGGCUCCUGAGUAUGCAUCGAGUGGCAAAUUGACUGAAAAGUCCGAUGUAUAUUCUUUUGGAGUUGUGCUGUUGGAGUUAGUUACAGGACGCAAGCCUGUAGAUACAUCUCAGCCGCUAGGUGAGGAGAGCCUCGUCGAGUGGGCCCGACCGAUAUUAAGUCAUGCACUGGAGACAGAGGAAUUUAGUGGAUUAGCAGAUUCAGGGCUUGAAGGAAAUUACGUCGAACCUGAAAUGUUCCGAUUAAUCGAAGCAGCAUCAGCUUGUGUUCGCCAUUCAUCUGCAAAGAGACCCACAAUGGGACAGGUUGUAAGGGCUUUCGACAACAUGGCGACCUCGGAUUUGACGAAUGGAAUGAAGGUGGGAGAGAGUGAGAUAUUUAACUCGGCGCAACAAUCUGCAGAGAUUAGAUUGUUUCAGAGAAUGGCGUUUGGUAGUCAAGAUUACAGUACCGAUUUUUUCAGUCAAAACAACAGCUUGAGUAGUGAAGGCAACCGCACAAAUAGUCGAAGAAAUUAUAAUUGAGUAUGAAAAACAGCCACGGUGACUAUAUUGAUUGUAAAUGAAAAUGGCGAAACUCGAGCCGGAAGUUUUUUUUUUUUUUAUUUUUCGGUAGGGUCGAUUCUUUUUGCUGUACAUAGGAAGCAAAAUUUUGUUUUUUCGUUAGCAUCUAUUUGUAAUAAGGGCUAGGUUAUUCAUUUUUCUUUUCAUGCUCUUCAACCUUGUGAGGGAAAUAAAUAUGAAAUUAAUUCGACGAUUUUGGUCGUGCAUCGAAUUUCUUGAAUAGCAUUUUUGGGAGUUGAAUAACUGA